Messenger RNA from Tupaia belangeri chinensis (Chinese tree shrew), 3932 nucleotides. It is a transcript of the gene RTN3, whose product is annotated as reticulon 3. The record is from RefSeq and is a predicted model, not a curated record. Gene Ontology annotation, cellular component: endoplasmic reticulum membrane; neuron projection; postsynaptic density. Lineage: Eukaryota; Metazoa; Chordata; Mammalia; Scandentia; Tupaiidae. Gene Ontology annotation, biological process: neuron differentiation; endoplasmic reticulum tubular network formation; brain development.
CGCCUGCGUGCUGCGCCCCAGUGCGCCUGGACUGGGCCGCCCCUCGCCCCCGCCACCCUCUCGAGGGCCCUUUGUGCGCACGCGCGCUCGCGCUCCCGCCCUCUAGCUGCUCUCGGCUGAGUCAGUCAGUCCGUCUGAGUCUGUCCUCCGAGCAGGUUAAGUCGAGGGGCUUCGGAGAAUCGGCUGCCCGAUUAUUCUGUCUCCCCUCCCUCUUUCCCGCCCCGCAUCUCUCUUCACCCUUCUUCCGCCCUUGCUCGCACAGCCAUGGCGGAGUCUUCGGCGGCCACUCCGUCCCCGAACCGUCCGCGCCCGCCGGUGGCGGGAGCCCGGGAGCCUGCCCCGCCCUGGGGGCGAAGAGCUGCGGCUCCUCCUGUGCGGCCAGUUUUCCAGAGCAUCCUGCUUUUCUCUCAAAGGAAGUUGGUCAAAUGGAAAAGCAGACCUUACUUGAGUCUAAGAACCCAAAUAAGAUAUCNNGUAGGGAAGAUGAAACUGGAUUGGAUACUGAUGACAGAUUCACUUUGUUAUCAUCCCAGAAACCACUCACUGAGCAGUCUAAGGCAGAAGGCAUUUGUACAUACUCCUUGUCUCCAUCUGAAUUUUCAGGAGGUGGUAUUGAAAAGGAUUCCCCUGAAUCACCAUUUGAAGUAAUUAUUGACAGAGCAGCAUUUGAUAAAGAAUUUAAAGACUCAUAUAAGGAGAGCACAAAUGGUUUUGGUAGCUGGGCACCACACACUGAUAGAGAAUCACCUGUAGACAUCUCAGAGACGAAUGACAAACUAUUUCCAUUGCGAAAUAAGGAGGGAGGGCGUUACCCAACCUCUGGAUUGCUCACUAGACAGUUUUCACACACAACUGCAGCACUGGAAGAGGUAUCUAGAUGUGUAAAUGACAUGCAUAACUUUACCAAUGAAAUAUUGACCUGGGAUUUGGCUUCCCAAGUGAAGCAACAGAUCGACAAAUCUGACCAUAUCACGGAAACUGCAGGACUUAACGUCAGUGAAAAUAAUUCAGAAGUUCCCACUGUAAAUCUUAAAACUAACACUCAUCAGAAUAUUCCUGUAUGUUCUAUUAAUGGGAGCGCACCUAUCACUAAAUCAAUAGAAACAUCCUUCCCACAAGAAAAUGUUAUCAUGGGAAAACCUAUACCAGACCAACUUGAUUCCACAAAGGAAGCCAGUAUCAAAGGUGAACCAGGCAACAAGCAGAAACAAAACGAUACACUUCUGGAGUUAUCAGGAUCUCCAUAUGAAAAAUGUCUCUCUUUGGGUUCUGGAGUAGCCCCAGUGAAAGUAGUUUUACCUGAUGACCACCUAAAAGAUGAAAUGAACUGGCAGAGAUCUGCAUUGGGAGAAAUCACAGAGGCUGAUAGUUCUGGUGAGUCUGAUGACACAGUAAUAGAGGACAUCACAGCAGAUACAUCAUUUGAAAAUAACAAAAUUCCAGCUGAAAAACCUGUUUCCAUUCCAAGUGCUAUUUUUACAGUACUUGUAAAAACGGGUGAAAAAGAAAUCAAAGAGAUCCCCAAUUGUAAGAAGGAAAACAAAACAUCUAAUACUAUUGAAGAGUCAGUUGGUGACUAUGAGCCACAUCAAGUUCAGCCUGAUAGUCUUGAAAGGAGUCCAGUUGGAGAGGCAGUGUGUCCACAAGUCGCCAAUAUAAAUGUAAUGUCUGAAGAUGUGAAGCAAGCAGGCAGUGUGAGUGAACUUGUUCCUGAGAAGCCUGUUAGAACCGAGAACCCAAAAUUGCCUUCAGAAGCAUCUCUAAAUGUGUUUAAUGAGAGAGAAUUCUCACCAAAUGUGACACCUUCUGCCUGUUUGGAGUCAUUAUAUGGAAAAAAUAUUGAAGAUAAAGACGAUUCCUCCCCUGAAGACCUGAUAGCAUCCUUUACAGAAACCGAAGAGAAAGGAAUAGUAAGUGAAGGAAAUGCCUUUGAAGUAAUAUCAAAGAAGAUGACAGACUUUAAAACAGCUCUUCCUGUAGAAGUCAUACAUGAAAGUGAGUCAAGCAACUCUGAAAGUAAAGACAUUAAAAGCAAAUACAAUGAACAAAGCAAAAACACAAAUGGAGGUGAACUUCUGGAUGGUUUCCAUACCCAGGAUACUCCAGUAGCAUCUCUUGAUUUAGAACAAGAGCAGCUCACAAUCAAAGCUCUUAAAGAAAUAGGCAAAAGACAGGUUGAGAAGUCAGCUUCCAUGCAGGAUAAAGUGGAAUCUUCUUCAGAAGAAAUAAUCAAGCAAACUUUUACAUUUGUCCCAGAAUCUUGGCCACAGAAAUCAAAUGACAUCUCUAUUGUAGAACAUAGAGAUGUCAAGACUGGAUCUGAUGCUGGCAUUUGCAAAAGGCCCACUAUUAUCAAAGAAACUACUAGUGUAGCUAUUAUUUCUGGCCUUGACAAGACUGAACUGGUAAACAAUCAUGUCCUAGCAAGACUUCUGACAGACUUCUCAGUGCACGAUCUGAUUUUCUGGCGAGAUGUGAAGAAGACUGGGUUUGUCUUUGGCACCACGCUGAUCAUGCUGCUUUCCCUGGCAGCCUUCAGCGUCAUCAGUGUGGUUUCUUACCUCAUCCUGGCUCUUCUCUCUGUCACCAUCAGCUUCAGGGUCUACAAGUCUGUCAUCCAAGCUGUGCAGAAGUCAGAAGAAGGCCAUCCAUUCAAAGCCUACCUGGAUGUAGAUAUUACUCUGUCCUCAGAAGCUUUCCACAAUUAUGUGAAUGCUGCCAUGGUACACAUCAACAGGGCCCUGAAACUCAUUAUUCGUCUCUUUCUGGUGGAGGAUCUGGUUGACUCCUUGAAGCUGGCUGUCUUCAUGUGGCUGAUGACCUAUGUUGGUGCCGUUUUUAAUGGAAUCACCCUUCUGAUUCUUGCUGAACUCCUCAUUUUCAGUGUCCCAAUUGUCUAUGAGAAAUACAAGACCCAGAUUGACCACUACGUUGGCAUUGCCCGGGACCAGACCAAGUCAAUUGUUGAAAAGAUCCAAGCUAAACUCCCUGGAAUUGCCAAAAAAAAGGCAGAAUAAGCCUCUGGAAACCAGAAAUGCAACAGUUACUAAAACUCCAUUAAUUAGUUAUAACGUUGUUGUGCUAUGAAGGAACAUGCUCAUGUCAGCUUGAGCCUGCAUUCCAAGCUUUUUCUUUAAGUUGGUGUUUUCUCCCCUCCUUUCCCUUUACCCUCAGUAUCAAGCACAAGAAUUGUUGGACUAAAAAAGAACUGAUAUCUUAGAAUCCAUAAGAAUAAAGAAAAAAAUUAAAUUAAUAGGAUAAAUCAGUACCAUAAUGGUCAUAGAGCUUUUACAUACAGCUUGAAAGGGGAAAGAUUUGGAGGUAGAGGAGAAAAUGAAAGAACACAUCUCUUUGGUCCUUCUGUCCAAUUCUCAAGGACUAACCUUACACAGUUUCCCAGUAGAGACUUGCCCUUAUUUUUAAGUUAAGAAAUAAUGAUUAACUUAUGAAGAAAUGAUUUGGGGACAGGAAUGGGAUUCCUUCCCUAGGGUUUUGUGCAGCACUCCAAUUCCCAUCUCUGUCCCACAAUGUGAGCAGCUACUCCUGAUAUUCCUCCUCUUCGCUUAAUGAUACAGCUUUCAGCUCUAUGAGUAACUUAUAGGUGAUAGCGAUAAUUCUUGAUUCCCAGAAUGCCAUCUGAUAAAUGAGAAUGUAAACAAAAAAAUGGACUGGAGAGGGAGUCACCUCUCACUCCCUCUGCCUCUCAUUUCUAGGAGGGAAAGGCUGUGCUAUUUGAGAGGGAGGUGUCUGUCGCUUCUCUUGGAUACCCGUUCUGAGUGUUCGUUUGAGAGCUCAUUCCUGAACGUGCUUUCCUCCCUCCCUGCCCACCUCACUUCAUUUAAUAAAUAUGGUUGUACUUUUCUUAUUAUGAAAUAAAUGUCUGUAUCUGCUGUACACUGCUGUAAACUUGUUAAGAGAAAAAAUAAUCUGCA